Messenger RNA from Lepus europaeus (European hare), 6026 nucleotides. RefSeq names its product apoptotic peptidase activating factor 1 (gene APAF1). The record is from RefSeq and is a predicted model, not a curated record. Gene Ontology annotation, cellular component: apoptosome. Gene Ontology annotation, biological process: apoptotic signaling pathway; regulation of apoptotic process. The transcript has 27 exons. Bases 273 to 4022 code for a protein of 1249 amino acids. NCBI's taxonomy places the organism in Eukaryota, Metazoa, Chordata, Mammalia, Lagomorpha, Leporidae. Gene Ontology annotation, molecular function: ADP binding; protein binding.
CGGGAGGCGGCGGCCCCUGCCCGCCCCUCGGGUUUUCCUGCGCCCCGGGGUUGCGCAGGCCCAGGUGAGGCACCUGCGAGUCUGACGUUCCUGGAGGCGUGGGGGACGUGGACAGCUUGUGCCCCGCUUCCCGCGUUCCCAUUGGGAAGCCCCGUGGCCACUGGCCGCACCCGCGAUGAGAUCUCUGAUCAAAGGUUUGCGUGAGUUCACCUGCGCGCAGUUCUGAGCCAGCUCAUGGUUGGUAGUUCAGAGAGAGAAAAAUUUGAGACAGGAUGGAUGCAAAAGCUCGGAAUUGUUUAUUGCAACAUAGAGAAGCUCUGGAAAAAGACAUCAAGACAUCCUGCAUCAUAGAUCACAUGGUUAGUGAUGGAGUUUUGACAUUACUGGAGGAAGAAAAAGUGAAAAAUGAGCGUACUCAACGUCAACGAGCAGCUAUGCUAAUUAAAAUGAUACUUAAGAAAGAUAAUAAUUCCUACAUAUCAUUCUACAACGCUCUGCUUUAUGAAGGAUAUAAAGAUCUUGCGGCCCUUCUCCAUGGUGGCAUUCCUGUUGUCUCUUGUUCCAGUGGCAAAGAUUCAGUUGGUGGAAUAACUUCAUAUGUAAGGACAGUGCUGCGUGAAGGUGGAGUACCACAGAGACCAGUUGUUUUUGUUACCAGGAGGAAGCUGGUAAAUGCAAUUCAGCAGAAGCUCUUGAAGUUGAAUGGUGAACCAGGUUGGGUCACCAUAUAUGGAAUGGCAGGGAGUGGGAAGUCUGUAUUAGCUGCAGAAGCUGUUCGAGAUCAUUCCUUCUUAGAAGGUUGUUUCCCGGGAGGUGUGCACUGGGUUUCAGUUGGGCAACAGGACAAAGCUAAGCUUCUGAUGAAACUGCAGAACCUCUGCUCACGAUUGGAUCAGGAUGAGAGUUUCUUCCAGAGGCUCCCACUUAACAUUGAAGAGGCCAAAGACCGCCUCCGCAUUCUGAUGCUGCACAGACACCCACGGUCUUUGUUGAUCUUGGAUGAUGUUUGGGAUCCUUGGGUGUUAAAAGCUUUUGACAAUCAAUGUCAGAUUCUUCUUACAACCAGAGAUAAGAGUGUUACAGAUUCAGUAAUGGGUCCUAAAUAUGUAGUCCCUGUGGAGAGUAGCCUAGGAAAAGAAAAAGGACUUGAAAUUUUAUCUCUAUUUGUUAAUAUGAAGAAAACAGAUUUGCCAGAACAAGCUCAUAGUAUUAUAAAAGAAUGUAAAGGUUCUCCUCUUGUAGUGUCUUUAAUUGGUGCACUUUUACGUGAUUUUCCCAACCGCUGGGAGUACUACCUCAGGCAGCUUCAGAAUAAGCAAUUUAAGAGAAUAAGGAAAUCUUCAUCUUAUGAUUAUGAAGCUCUGGAUGAAGCCAUGUCCAUAAGCGUUGAUGUACUCAGAGAAGACAUCAGAGAUUAUUACACAGAUCUUUCCGUCUUUCAGAAAGAUGUUAAGGUUCCUACAAAGGUGUUAUGUAUUCUCUGGGACAUGGAAACUGAAGAAGUUGAAGACAUACUGCAGGAAUUUGUUAAUAAGUCUCUCUUAUUUUGUGAUCGGAAUGGAAAAUCAUUUUCUUAUUAUUUACACGAUCUCCAGGUAGAUUUUCUUACAGAGAAGAAUCGCAGCCAGCUUCAGGAUCUACAUAAAAAGGUGGUCACUCAGUUCCAGAGGUAUCACCAGCUAUACACUCUCUCCCCUGAUCAGGAGGACUGCAUGUAUUGGUACAACUUUCUGGCCUACCACAUGGCCAGUGCGAAUAUGCACAAAGAACUUUGUGCUUUAAUGUUUUCCCUGGAUUGGAUUAAAGCAAAAACAGAACUUGUUGGCCCUGCUCAUCUGAUUCAUGAAUUUGUGGAAUAUAGGCAUAUAUUGGAUGAAAAGGAUUGUACAGUUUGUGAAAAUUUUCAGGAGUUUUUAUCUUUAAAUGGACACCUUCUUGGACGACAGCCAUUUCCUAAUAUUGUACAAUUGGGUCUCUGUGAACCGGAAACUUCAGAAGUUUAUCAGCAAGCUAAGCUGCAGGCCAAGCGAGAGGUCGAUAACGGAAUGCUUUACCUGGAGUGGAUAAACAAAAAAAACAUCAAGAAUCUCUCCCGCUUAGUUGUCCGCCCCCAUACAGAUGCUGUUUACCACGCCUGCUUUUCUGCGGAUGGUCAGAGAAUAGCAUCUUGUGGAGCUGACAAAACCUUGCAGGUGUUCAAAGCUGAAACAGGAGAGAAACUUCUAGAAAUCAAGGCUCAUGAAGAUGAAGUACUUUGUUGUACAUUCUCUACAGAUGAAAAUUUUAUAGCAACCUGCUCAGUGGAUAGGAAAGUGAAGAUUUGGAAUUCUGUGACUGGGGAACUAGUACGUACUUAUGAUGAGCACUCAGAGCAAGUCAACUGCUGCUGUUUCACCAACCACAGUCAGUACCUUCUCUUGGCCACUGGGUCAAGUGACUUCUUCCUCAAACUUUGGGAUUUGAAUCAAAGCGUAUGCCGAAAUACGAUGUUUGGUCAUACAAAUUCAGUCAAUCAUUGCAGAUUUUCACCAGAUGAUAAAUUUUUGUCUAGUUGUUCAGCUGAUGGAACAUUAAAGCUUUGGGAUGUGGAAUCAGCAAAUGAGAUGAAAAGCAUCAAUGUGAAGAAAUUCUUCCUAACUUCAGAGGACCCGCAAGAGGAUAUGGAAGUCAUAGUGAAAUGUUGUUCGUGGUCUGCUGAUGGUGCUAGGAUAAUGGUGGCAGCAAAAAAUAAGAUCCUUGUUUUUGAUAUUAAUACCAGUGACCUAUUGGCAGAAAUCCAAACAGGCCGUAACAGCACUAUCCAGUAUUGUGACUUUUCCCCGCAUAAUCAUUUGGCAGUGGUGGCUUUGUCUCAAUACUGUGUGGAGUUGUGGAAUAUGGACUCACGUUUAAAGGUAGCUGAUUGCCGAGGACAUUUAAGUUGGGUUCAUGGUGUGAUGUUUUCUCCUGAUGGAUCAUCAUUUUUGACAUCUUCUGAUGACCAGACUAUCAGGGUCUGGGAGACUAAGAAGGUAUGUAAGAACUCUGCAAUAGUAUUAAAACAAGAAGUAGAUGUUGUUUUUCAAGAAAGUGAAGUGAUGGUCCUUGCGGUUGAUGAUGUAAGACGUCUACAACUCAUUAAUGGAAAAACAGGUCAGAUUGAUUACCUGACUGAAGCUCAAGUUAGCUGCUGUUGCCUAAGUCCACAUCUUCAGUACAUUGCAUUUGGAGAUGAAGAUGGAACCAUUGAGAUUUUAGAACUUCUAAACAACAGAAUCUUCCAGUCCAGGAUUGGGCACAAGAAAACUGUACGGCACAUUCAGUUCACAGCUGAUGGGAAGACUCUGAUUUCAAGUUCUGAUGAUUCUGCAAUUCAGGUAUGGAAUUGGCAGACAGAUGAAUAUGUCUUCCUUCAAGCCCAUCAGGAAACUGUGACAGAUUUUAGGCUCUUGAAAAAUUCAAGACUACUUUCUUGGUCAUUUGAUGGAACAGUUAAGGUAUGGAAUAUUAUUACUGGAAGAAUAGAAAAAGACUUUGCCUGUCACCAGGCUACUGUACUUUCUUGUGAUAUUUCUCCUGAUGCUACCAAGUUUUCAUCUACCUCAGCUGAUAAGACUGCAAAGAUUUGGACUUUUGAACUCCUUUCCCCUCUUCAUGAGUUGAGGGGCCACAAUGGCUGCGUCCGCUGUUCUGCCUUUUCUGUGGACAGUUCCCUGCUGGCGACAGGAGAUGACAACGGAGAGAUCAGGGUAUGGAAUGUCUCCAAUGGAGAGCUGCUUCAUCUGUUUGCGCCCAUUUCGGUAGAAGAGGGAGCUGCCACCCACGGAGGCUGGGUGACUGAUCUUUGCUUUUCUCCAGAUAGCAAAAUGCUUGUCUCUGCUGGAGGAUAUCUUAAGUGGUGGAAUGUUGUCACUGGGGAAUCCUUACAGACCUUCUACACAAAUGGAACCAAUCUUAAGAAAAUCCAUGUGUCGCAUGACUUCAAAACAUAUGUGACUGUUGACAAUCUUGGUAUUUUAUAUAUUUUACAGGUUUUAGAGUAAAAUAGCUAAGUAUUAAUGUAAGUUGAACUCUAAUUUUGAGUUAGAAAAAAAUUGGAAUGAAACUCCAUAUAUCAACUUUUUACAAAGCUGUGAAUUGUUUUACAGUGUUCAUUUAUUACAAAAGUGUUUGUGGCUUUAUGAAUAAUAUUAAUGUACUUUUUCCCAAAUGGACACCUUUAAUUUUGUUUUUCAUAAUCAUUAUCAUUAAGUUUGUCCUGGAGAUGCAAAUGAAAAUGCAAAUACAUACCUUGUUAUAUACUGUUGGUAAAAUUCUCUCUUGAUGCACUUAAAUUGGUUGACAUAAUUAGUGAGAAUAAUUUGAAGGCAAUCUAUAGUCUAAUACUGUUAUUAUACAGGCUGUGCCUCAGGGAUGCCGUGGCCUGCUUUCUGAACACACAUACCUCACUCAUGUGGGGUCUACUUCUCCCAAAUACAAUUUUGGAGCUUGUUUGCACUCUUUCAAUUUGCUUUAAGAAUAUUGUGUCUUUGUGCACAAUUUGCUACAUUUCCUUUAAUUAACUCAAUAAAUGAGUCUUAGAUUUAAACAAUUCUUUAUGUGAAGCAAAAGUUAAGUGUUGGAGAGAGUCAGUUCCAUUGGUCUACCUUUUUCUCACUGGCUGAUGUCAGUCCUGUGCCCUCUCUGGGCCCCAUCCUGUUCUCUCUGUUGUUUUACAUACCAGAUUUCUUACCCGAUUGACUUGACCUUUUCUAAUCCUUUUUUUUUUUAAAGCAGUUGCAUGAUAGUUAAAUGUUAGUAAAUAAAAAUGUUAUGGGGGGAAUAGGGAGGGCCAAUUUUAACCAUAAGUUUUAAUAAUAUUUUUAUAAAAAUGUGAAAUAGUAAAAGAUAACUUUCUUCUAAUUCUAUUUACUUUAGAUGGACGGCAUUGUCAUCGCUGUUCUUAGUGAAUUUCCAGAGAAUUCUCGGGUUUCUGAGCAGCUGCAGAGGGUCACUGCGACCCUGGAGGAUGUCACCCUUAACCUUCCAACCAGCUUGUCCCCCUUCUCUUUCCCUUCCUUCCUUGACUUUUCUCCCUUUUGGCUUCCCUUUCUCUUCCCCAUUCCCUCCAGGGUUAAUCAGGAAAGAUACCUUUUGACAGGAAAAAAACUUACGAGAUAAGGAACUUUAAUUGAAAUUUGAAUCUAAACAUUUCACCUGCAAUAUAUUAUUAAGGGCAAUGGAGAUAAAAUAAUAAUAGAUGUGGUUUCCAUAAAUAACCAAAAUGCAGAGAUUUUUGUUAUUCUAUUUACAAUAAGAACUCAUAAAUCAAAUACAUAUUAGCACUGUUUUUGUUGGUGGUACUUACUAGUAAUUGGGGAAUGGACCACUAGGCUAUAUUUUUUUUUUUAGUUUACCUGAUGUAUUUGACUAGAUAUUCCUAUGUAGAUUUCCUGUGUAGCAUUGAGGGAACCAUAAAUACAGUGAAUAAAAUGUUUUACAUUGUUAAUUUUUUUUUGUUUAAUUUUUAAGUGCUAACUUAAGAAGCUAGGUUAUAGGCCUUACUGUGAUUUAAGCAAGUGUGAUCAGUGAAAAUCUUAAUUUUAUAGAAUAUUUCUGUAAAUAGUUAUGUUUUGCCUAGAAUAUUCCAAUUAUACUUUAAUUUGUUUACAUUGUUUAGGUGCGUAUCUGUAGCUCAGAAUAUUAAAUAUUGACUUUUGGAAUUAAAAGCUAAGCACUGGUUAAAGUAUAACAUACAUGAGCUUUUAAAAAGUCUUGAUUGGCCCUUGCCUUAAAAAGAAGUUGGAAAGAAAAAUGGGAUGAAAAACAAGAUAACACAAGGAAAGAAGAAAUACUUAAUAUGAUGUAGUUGCAAGUUUCAUGGAAGCUCAUGGGAUCUGCCAAGAAGUGGAUUUUGUUUUGUGGCAUUUUCCUUACUUUAUUUUUUCUUAAGAGAAAUUACAUUGGAUUUUUUUACAUUUAUGUGUCUUGUAUGUUUUGGAAACUGUUGGUUUUGUAUUUCAUGUAAAACUUACCUGAUUUGUUUUUGCCUUCAUAUAUAUUUUAAG